This is a messenger RNA of Lepus europaeus (European hare), 1949 nucleotides long. It is a transcript of the gene TMEM175, whose product is annotated as transmembrane protein 175. Lineage: Eukaryota; Metazoa; Chordata; Mammalia; Lagomorpha; Leporidae. Gene Ontology annotation, molecular function: potassium ion leak channel activity; proton channel activity. The coding region runs from base 287 to 1813 and encodes 508 amino acids. The record is from RefSeq and is a predicted model, not a curated record. The transcript is spliced from 12 exons. Gene Ontology annotation, cellular component: lysosome; endosome.
CGCCGCUCGAAGCCGGACGUCCGGCCGCCCAGCGCGCUCGGGCCGGAGGAGCGGCGUCUGCGGCGGUGCGGCCAGCUGUCCUGGAGGUGACUUCCUGUGGCUCCAAUGCGGUUCCCUGUGGCAGCCCCUGCGGCCGAGCGUCGUCCCCUGUGCUUGUUGGCCAGCCGUUGUCAUCUUUGGAGAAAUAUCUUGUUCUUAUUGCUGAGUUGUGAGAGUCCUGCCUUUAUUCUGGAUGCCAGAUCCUGACCAGAUAACGCUCCCGUGAACUCCUGGCAGUGGCCCCACCAUGUCUGGGCCCGGGACCUCAGAGCAGGAGCCCAGUGUCCAGGGAGACUCGCCCCCCGGCAGGAGGGAUGAGGACGCCGGGGAGGGGACCCAGAGCUCCCACCGCAUGCUCGGCUUUAGCGACGCACUGCUAUCCAUCAUCGCCACUGUCAUGAUCCUGCCCGUGACCCACACAGAGAUCUCUCCAGAGCAGCAGUUUGACAGGAGUAUGCAGCGACUCCUGGCCACCAGGAUUGCCGUGUACCUGAUGACGUUUCUCAUUGUGACCGGUGCCUGGGCCGCGCACACCAGACUAUUCCAGGUUGUUGGGAAGAUAGACGACACACUUGCUUUGCUCAACCUGGCCUGCAUGAUGACCAUCACCUUCCUGCCGUACACGUUUGCUCUAAUGGUGACCUUCCCUGAUGUGACCCUGGGCAUCUUCCUGUUCUGUGUCUGUGUGAUCACCAUCGGAGCAGUGCAGGCACUGAUUGUGGGAUACGCCUUCUACUUCCCGCACCUGCUGAGCCCGCAGAUCCGGUGCUCCGCCCACAGGGCCCUGUGCAGGCGGCAGGUCCUGCGCAUCAUUCUCCGUGGCCCAGUGCUCUGCCUGCUCGCGGCUGUCUUCUCCCUCUUCUUCUUUCCCAUGUCGUAUCUGCUGAUGGCGUCCGUCGUCUUCCUCCCUUACGUCAGCAAGGCCGCCAGCUGGUGCAAAGACAGGCUCGUGGGCCGAACAGAGCCCACAGCUCACCGUGUCGAGUUCUUCACCUUGGACCUGCACGAGCCCCUCAGCAAGGAGCGGGUGGAAGCCUUCAGCGACGGCGUCUACGCCAUCGUGGCCACCCUCCUCAUCCUGGACAUCUGUGCAGACAGCAUCCCGGACCCCAAGGCCGUGGCUUCGGACUUCGGCGGCAGCCUGCUGGCUGCGCUGGGCGCCCGCGGGCCGCGCUUCCUGGCCUACUUCGGCUCCUUCGCCACCGUGGGCCUGCUCUGGUUCACCCACCACUCGCUGUUCCUGCACGUGCGCAAGGCCACGGGUGCCAUGGGGCUGCUCAACGCGCUCUCGCUGGCCUUCGUGGGCGGCCUGCCCCUGGCCUACCAGCAGACGUCCGCCUUCGCCCGGCAGCCGCGCGACGAGCUGGAGCGCGUGCGCCUCAGCUGCGCCAUCAUCUUCCUGGCCAGCAUCUUCCAGGUCGCCAUCUGGACGGCGGCCCUGCUGCGCGAGGCCGAGACGCUGCGGCCGGCCGUGCGCUUCGGGGGCCCGGAGCACACGUUCAUGCUGGCCAAGCUGGCGCUGUACCCCUGCACCAGCCUGCUGGCCUUUGCGGCCACCUGCCUGCUGAGCCGCUUCAGCACCUUCAUCUUCCACCUCACGCAGAUCGCCGUGCCCUGCGGCUUCCUGCUGCUGCGCCUCCUCCUGCGGCUGGCGCUGGCCGGCCUGCGGGGCCUGCAGGGCCUGGCCCGACCGGCCCGUCCCCAGCGGGGCCCCCCGGGCGAGGCCGCCGCCAGCGCCGACGUGCAGUCCCCUCUGCUGCCUGCGCCCUGCUAGCGCCCAGCCCACCCAGGACAGAAGGGGGCUCCGGGCAGUGCAGGCUGCAGGCUGCAGGCUGCACUUGGGCAGGGCCUGGGCUGUAUUUUCUUUGUGGAAAUACCAUGUUCUUGUCAGAGCAUGCGCACUGUUCACU